AUGCCACCCGCUGUCUCAUGGCUCUCUUUAUUCCAAGAGGCGAAGGCAGCGGCCAGUACCAAUGUCCAGGAGAGUGCACCCAGCCAUCUUUGCGGCGUGGGCCAGUCCUUCAGUGCAGUCGAGGAAGCAGUCAAUCGGCGGCCUGCCGUGUCAAAUGUGAAAUACACCGCGCAUAGCACGCCAGACACGUCGGCCGUCCAACGUCAACCUGCCCCGGCGGCUCGACGCAUUGGGCACGUCGUACCACGCGUGUUCACUGGAUCGUUCAGUGAGCUCGAAGAGAGCAUGCGGAAGCUGCAAACACCCGCGGCAGUGAUUCCUCCCCAAAUUGAGACUGCUUCCACGGAGCCGAAUGCGAAGCUGGCAUCUGUGACGACCCCAGUCUCCGCAACCACAUCAAGUGUGAACAGUAGUCCGGGGCUCCGUCGCCGCGAGGCAAUCAUUGAACGCGACGUGGAAUUUCAGGAUCGUCUCAUCAACGGCGACAUUGUUCGAAGCCGCAGACCAGUGGAGUGUGAUACUGUUGGCGCUGCUCGGAUCCCGGCCACGGAUGAUUCGACACAUGACAACGAGACCAUCACUCGUUGGCUCAACGAUCCACCUUCAGGUCGGAAGCGCAAAGUCUCGAAGGAUGCAAUCAAGAGCUGA
Ramularia collo-cygni is the source of this 648-nucleotide messenger RNA. RefSeq lists its product as uncharacterized. The transcript has a single exon. NCBI's taxonomy places the organism in Eukaryota, Fungi, Ascomycota, Dothideomycetes, Mycosphaerellales, Mycosphaerellaceae. The record is from RefSeq and is a predicted model, not a curated record. The coding region runs from base 1 to 648 and encodes 215 amino acids.